AUGCGGAAAAACAAUUACUUUUGCCAAUCAACAAUCACCUCAUCAGUCGAAACAGUUACAGCAUCGCUUGGCUUCGCACCAGGUGAUGCUGUAAUUGUUUUGAUUAGAGGUCGUUAUUUGGCCGGAAUUGUUGAGGAUGUUGCUGAGGAUUUGAUAACUUAUUUUCACCCAAGCCGGAAGGCAAGGGAAAGUUUUUCAAUUUCCCAGCAAUAUGUUCAAAAGUUCCAACCACAAAUUGUGAAUGGGCAAGUCAAAUUGUUAAAGAAGAUAACUGAUAAAAAGAAGUUUAAGGCUGCCAAGGUAUUAGUACAGCGCUAUGAAUUAGCGCUUUACGUAUUCCUUGGUGUGCAAACAUAA
This is a messenger RNA of Macrosiphum euphorbiae (potato aphid), 357 nucleotides long. NCBI's taxonomy places the organism in Eukaryota, Metazoa, Arthropoda, Insecta, Hemiptera, Aphididae. The record is from the annotation of a GenBank genome assembly.